This is a messenger RNA of Naegleria gruberi, 457 nucleotides long. RefSeq lists its product as uncharacterized. The record is from RefSeq and is a predicted model, not a curated record. The transcript has 3 exons. Bases 1 to 372 code for a protein of 123 amino acids. NCBI's taxonomy places the organism in Eukaryota, Heterolobosea, Eutetramitea, Acrasida, Naegleriidae.
AUGAAACAACAACAACCUAUUGCCAGCGACGACCAAGUGCCAAAUACCAACAUUGAACCAAUCUUGGUCUUUUUAUUGAACUUCCUUUUCCUUGGUCUUGGCCAUAUUGUUAUGGGACAAGCUGGAAAGGGUAUCACCUAUAUUGUCUUGAAUAUUUUCUUUUACUUCUUGAUUGUUGUUUUAAUGUUUGUUUUCAUUGGUAUUUGUGUUCUUCCAUUCUGGGUUAUUUGGUGGGUAAUGAUUCAAAUUGAUGGUGUUACUAUUGCCUCAAGAUUGAAAGAAGGAAAGGUUGUCAAGAAGGGAGAAUGUGCCAGUUCUAUUGCCAAACUUGGAGUUUCCAUCUUUGAAAAGACUGAAGUUUUCGUUCAAUAAACUUCUAUUAUAAUUAUGCAUAAAUCUUGAUCAUUUUAAUCCAAUGAUUCAGUUAUACAUAAAAAAUCAAAAUAUUAUUAAAUAA